AUGCGAAAUCCCGGGGCGGGCUCCCUUUUCCUACUGGAAUUCGCAUCUUUCUGCUUCCCGAGUCUGCGUCUCGCGCCUGUCAGCGUUGGGCUGGACGGAACCCUGAACCUUCCCCAUUCGAGGCUCGAGCAUUCCCAGAACCCUCCUUUGAGCGCAACCACAUGCGAUUCCAACAUCUCGGACUAUAUCGGUAGUGGAACCAGCAGUCCUGGGCUCGACCAGCGCCUGGCCGAGUUUGAUGCAUUGCGCAGCGGCAACGACCAGUACUUCGAGCACGACGACGACGACGACUACGACGACGACGAUAUGGACAACCGACCGCCCCUCCUUCGAAACCACCACUCCCGCUCGGGUCAGCCUCUUCUGAACUCCAAGGUCGAAGACGGCGACGAUGACGACCACCGCGGCAGGAGUUAUUCCACUCGCUCUCGAGGAGCCAGCCCCUUGCUGACCCCGAACCGCCCGACCUUCUCUCGCGGAUCGACCAUGCGAAACCACUCUCCCUCGACAGCCACGGCCAACGCUCGGAGGAAAUACAUCUACGCCGCCUUCUUCCUCGUCCUGAGUCUGUUCUCCUUCGUCAUCCAGACCGAGCUGUCUGCCUAUAUCCAGCAGGAGCUGCACUGGGACAAGGCAUACUGCAUGCUCUACUUGACCCACGGCUCCUGGGCGAUGCUCUGGCCGGUCCAGCUGCUGAUUCUGCGCAUCAACAAGCGCAAAACCCCGUGGCCCUCGUUCUGGCGCCGACACCGUGAGCUGGUGCACACCACCGCCAUCAUGGUUCAGAGACAGGAUCUCGACCUGUCGCGCGCUGGCGCGCACCCUCGCACCUCGCCGUGGAUCUACCUCGCCCGUACGACCGCCUUCAUUACAUGCUCCCUGACGGUCGCUGGCCUGAGUUGGUACGUCGCCGUCAACAUGACGACUCCCUCGGACCUGACGGCCAUCUACAACUGCUCUGCCUUCUUCGCCUACGUCUUCUCCGUCCCCUUGCUCAAAGAGCCUCUGCGCAUGGAUAAGUCUUUCGCCGUCCUCGUCGCCAUCGCCGGCGUCUUGAUUGUCGCAUACGGCGACAGCAGCCCUACCGACAACGACGCCGCUCACAAGCAAGCUGCCGGCGAGCGUCUGACGGGCAACCUGGUUAUUGGCGUCGGCUCUGUGCUCUAUGGACUGUACGAAGUGCUCUAUAAGCGUUACGCUUGCCCGCCCGACGGCUGCUCGCCAGGCCGCGGCAUGGUCUUCGCAAACACGUUUGGCUCCUGCAUCGGCGCCUUCACGCUUACCGUGCUAUGGAUCCCGUUGCCCAUUCUUCACUGGACCGGUAUUGAAGAGUUCGCUCUGCCGACGGGCUACACCGCUUGGAUGCUCUUCUUCAGUGUGGUUAUGAAUGCCACUUUUGCCGGCAGCUUCUUGGUUCUCAUCAGCUUGACGAGUCCUGUCCUGUCCAGCGUUGCCAGUCUGCUUACGAUCUUCAUCGUCGCCAUUACGGAUUGGCUGCGCACCGGCGAGCCUCUCAGUGCUGCAGCUCUUAUUGGCGGUGUCAUGAUCAUGAUCGCGUUCGGCAUGCUGAGCUGGAGCACUUGGCGCGAGAUGACAGAGGUCGAGGCGACCAAAGCAGUCGACCUCACCGACAGUGGUGAGGAUAGCGACAGGGAUGAGCGGAGGGAUUAG
Colletotrichum spaethianum is the source of this 1671-nucleotide messenger RNA. Its product is annotated as putative vacuolar membrane protein. The record is from RefSeq and is a predicted model, not a curated record. NCBI's taxonomy places the organism in Eukaryota, Fungi, Ascomycota, Sordariomycetes, Glomerellales, Glomerellaceae. The coding region runs from base 1 to 1671 and encodes 556 amino acids. The transcript is spliced from 2 exons.